AGAUUGGGUAGUGAAAUCGGCACUUAACAUGUCAUUUGCGGUUUGCGCUUUUCGUUCCUUUAUAAAAGCCAACCCUUGGUUCUUGACAAGUUCUCGAUACAAGACAUUUUUUCUAAAUGAAAUCAAAUUGCUUCACUUAAUUUUAAAUCUUAAUAUUUUCGGGGUAGAGUUCUAAGUCAAUUGAGGAAAUUUGUUUGACGUAUUGUGGUAGCCUGACGUGCAGUCGUGUGUACUUAUGGUUUAUUUAUGAUUUCUCAUUGAUUUCUUGAAGAUUCAGAAUAUAAACUUUACUCUUUGGUUCUGAUUCAACAUUUAUUAAGAUAAUGAUAAGUUUAUCAUAACUUCAAAACGUAGUAUUUCGUUAAUAAUGUCCGACGAAGUUAACCAAGAAGUUGAUCUAAUGUACGGCCUAAAAACAGUUCUUUCUCAAAUAGAGGCAGCAGUGGCUAGGAGAAGUAAAGAUCUACCUCAAGUAGCACCUAGACUAGUAGCCGUAUCAAAAUUAAAACCUGCUUCUAUGAUAGUCGAAGCAUAUGAAGGAGGCCAGAGGCAUUUUGGUGAAAAUUAUGUGAACGAACUAGCAGAUAAAGCUAGUGACACAAUUAUUUUAGAGAAAUGCAAGGAGAUAAAAUGGCAUUUUAUAGGACAUUUACAGACUAAUAAAAUUAAUAAAUUACUUGGGUCACCUGGACUCUUUAUGGUUGAGACUGUUGACUCUGAGAAGCUUGCUGAUAAUUUAAACAAGCACUGGUUAAAGUUCAGAAAAGAUGAAGAGAGAUUGAAAAUUAUGGUCCAGGUAAACACAAGUGCUGAAGAAGCUAAAAAUGGCAUAGAACCAUCACAAUCAACAAAAUUGGUAGAACAUAUUUUGAAAAGUUGUCUGAAUCUCGAAUUUGUUGGACUCAUGACUAUUGGCCAAUAUGACUAUGAUAUGUCUAAAGGUCCUAAUCCAGAUUUUCUGACUCUUGUAAAAUGCCGUCAAGAAGUCUGCGAGAAUUUAAAAUUAGAUAUCAACCAAGUGGAACUGUCUAUGGGAAUGUCAACAGAUUUUGAACAUGCGAUUGAACUAGGAGCUACAACAGUGAGAGUUGGAUCUAAUAUAUUUGGUGCGCGACCACUAAAACUGAAAACAAAUUAAUCUAGAACUUAUGUAUCAAUGUCAUUUCUUUUUGCUUUAGAUAAUUAUUAAAUAAUUUGGGCUCUAUUUACUUGUACUGAUGUAUGUUCAGACAUCUGCCUAAUAUUAGUGUCAACGCUACCAAAUGGAUAGAAAGAACUGAUCUAUUUAAUAAUAGUAUAUUUUUUAUAAAUAUUUAAAUUGGUUUUUCAAAGUUGCAUCCCAUGUGACGUACUACAUUUUUUUAUUAUAUUAGUUAUUUGUGCUUUACAUUGUAAAUUAAGGUUGAUUUUGUUUGAUUAUAAACAUUAUAAGAUUUGUUAUGAAUAUUUGUUUAUUUUCAUGUGGAAUUGUUGUAAGUUUAAUUUUAAUAAGUUCAGGGGUUUUUUAUUACUUGUUACUUUGAGAAUUUAUAAGUUAUUCUUUGUACAUAUAUUUAGUAUGAAGGAAAAAAUACAUUGUUUUUUAAGCAAAACAUGCGUCAUGCUUCCCCAGACAGAUGCAUCAUUUGCGCAUUAGCGAGGGGCUAUCAGUCAAAAUGUGCAAGGGUGAUUC
Diatraea saccharalis (sugarcane borer) is the source of this 1672-nucleotide messenger RNA. Lineage: Eukaryota; Metazoa; Arthropoda; Insecta; Lepidoptera; Crambidae. The record is from the annotation of a GenBank genome assembly.